Molecule: messenger RNA, 5757 nt
Organism: Haplochromis burtoni (Burton's mouthbrooder)
Lineage: Eukaryota; Metazoa; Chordata; Actinopteri; Cichliformes; Cichlidae
Gene: syt3
Product: synaptotagmin III
Exons: 13
Coding region: 890-2569 (559 amino acids)
Biological process (GO): regulation of calcium ion-dependent exocytosis; regulation of dopamine secretion; calcium-ion regulated exocytosis
Cellular component (GO): membrane
Molecular function (GO): clathrin binding; calcium ion binding; SNARE binding
Source: RefSeq, a predicted model, not a curated record
AGAGGAGGAAAAAACACAAGGAGGGGGAAAAAUAUAAGAGAAGAACACGGGAAACGGGAGGGAAAAGAGGGGAGGGGAGAUAUAUCAUAUUGUUCAUUUCUCUCUCUUAGUCUGCCAUCCCGGUUGCGCGGCUUACUGCUCGGUGCCGUCUUGGAGAGGAAAAGAGAGUGAGAGAGAGAGCGAGAGAGAGGAGGGGUGGACAGAGCGAAAGAGGGCGGAAUGCCCCUUUACAGGCGUCGCAUCUGACUAGAACAGCGGAGAAUCUCGUAAUUCGGAAAUUGGUCAGAUAGGAGGACACUGCUUUCUGCAACACCAAGGUUCUGUUGAAAAAAAUCUCCACGACUGACAGUGACAACCAAUCCACGCUGAUGUGCUGGCAAGGCCAAGGAUCCCGAUGCAUUCCACCAAUUCCUGCUGGAGCUAGAUGACUAAGAGCUCAGCACAACAGGCUCCCAUUUCUGAUCUUGGAAACAUUAGGAAAAUAACAAGAUAAAGGUUAUGCAUGCACUGCAGGCAUAACUCCACGCUCCUCAGCCAAAUCUGUUUGCAAAGAAAAUUUCACACGUAGUGUCUCCACACGGGCUUGCAACAUGGCCCACAACCUGAAGAGCUGAGUUCAAUAAAGGGAAAGUGAGAGGGGCGGGUGCUGCUCACUCAUUCAUGGGCACAUCGGUCUGGCCUCUGCGAUCCAGCCUGCAGAGUCCCUUGUGUUCUUGCUUUAUCACAGCUGUCCCCUCAACUUCCUCUGCCUAAUCGCUCUCAGCUCGCACCUUGUAAAAGGUGGACAGCCCAAAACUGUGCUUACCCAAGCGCCGUCCGAUAGGUGAGGGCGGCGAGGGCUGCGCUGUCAUUGGCUGACUGCUGGUGAGAGUGCGAUGCGGAUUGGAGGAUGUCAGGGGACUGGGAUGAAGACCUGUGUAAGAAGGCGCUGGUGUUGGUGGAGGAGCUGUGCUUCAACACGAGGGGUUACAGCCAGAACGAACGCUGCCAGGAGUUCAUCUUCCUGAGGAGGGGCAACAGGCCGCUAGAUACAGAGAUCUCUGUCAGUCUGCUGUCGGUCAUUGUGACAUUCUGCGGCAUCGUCCUCCUCUCCGUCUCCCUUUUCGUCUCCUGGAAGCUCUGCUGGCUACCAUGGCGGGACAAGGAGGGCGGAGGUCUGAGCCUGACAUCGGGGUUGCUUCCUGGAACCGCCGGUGUCGGAAACCUUGCAGCUGCCGGGGGCUCGUCACUCUUACCCCCGCUGCUGCAGAGGAAAGAGGGCCACUCCUCGUCCUCGCUCUAUCCCACCCUUGGCCAGCAGGGCCAGCACCACCCCCAUUUCUCUGACCUGGUGGGGCUGGAGAGGGGUGAGGUCGGAGGCGUGGUUGGAGGGCCAAAUGAGACCCAGGAGCACUCCUACCUGGACAUGGACACCUACCCCAACAAUGCUGGAACUCUGAAGCUGAGUCAGACGUCUCCAGACGUUCCCAACUCAGAGGGUGGAGCCCAUAAAGACCUGCCGAACGCUCACUCCCAACAGCAGGUCACCCCUCGGCCCAAGCCCAUGACUCACCAGCUCUCCAGUCCCGAUUUCCACGGAGAGGAGAAGGAACAGGUAACCAGCAUUGGGCAGAUUAAACCGGAGCUCUACAGACCCAAAGGCGACCAGGGCGAAGGCAAACAGGGCGACACCUGCGGCAAGAUCAGCUUCCUCCUGCGCUACGCCUUCAAUACGGAGCAGUUGGUGGUGAAGAUACUGAAAGCUUUGGACCUGCCAGCGAAGGAUGCCAAUGGCUUCUCUGACCCGUACGUGAAGAUUUACCUACUGCCAGACAGGAAGAAGAAAUUCCAGACAAAGGUCCACAGGAAGACCUUAAACCCAGUGUUCAAUGAGACAUUUCAGUUUGGCGUGCCGCUGAAUGAGCUACAUUCCAGGAAACUGCAUUUCUCCGUGUACGACUUUGACCGCUUCUCCAGACACGACCUGAUAGGCCAGGUAGUGGUGGACAACCUGCUGGACUUCAGCGAGGGCACCGGGGACAAACCCAUCUGGAGGGACAUUGUGGAGGGCACUGCGGAGAAGGCCGAUCUCGGGGAACUUAAUUUCUCGCUGUGUUACCUGCCCACUGCAGGCAGGCUCACCGCUACAAUCAUCAAGGCCACCAACCUCAAAGCCAUGGACCUGACUGGUUUCUCAGAUCCGUACGUGAAGGCCUCUCUGGUAUGUGACGGGCGGAGGCUAAAAAAGAGGAAGACCUCCAUCAAGAAGAACACGCUGAAUCCCACGUACAACGAGGCGCUGGUGUUUGACAUUCCCAAUGAAAAUAUAGAAAAUGUAUCCAUCAUCAUCGCAGUGAUGGACUAUGACUGCAUCGGUCAUAACGAGGUUAUAGGGAUGUGUCGUGUAGGGAGCGAAGCUGAAGGUCCGGGGAGGGAGCACUGGGCUGCCAUGCUGGCCAAUCCUCGCAAACCAAUAGAGCACUGGCAUCAGCUUGUGGAGGAAAAAGCAAUCGGUACAUUUGUGUCAAAGAGUUCCACCACAUCCUCCCCAAAGCCACACAUCGUGGUGGACAGUCCCCACUCCGAUUAAAACUGUCAUCAUCAUCUCUACAGCUCCAGACUUUGCUUUCUUUCUUCUCAUCUGUGAAUAAUUCUCUCCAUCAAAGAAAGAGAGACGUGGAGACACUGCUAGUGUCCAACUGCUAGUGCUGUUCUGCUCCUGCUAAUGAAUCCUUCAACUCCUGUGCUGUCUUUACUGAACUGGAGGGGGGAAAAAUCAGCUCCAUCCAUCACAAGCUACACUUUUGAGCAUCAGACUACACAUUUACAAACACAUGUGGACACUUAACGGUACAGUGGACUGAAAUCAGGUGUACAUUUUGGGAUCUAGCGAGGAAACACCCACCCACACACACACACAGACAAAUACACAAAUACAGAGUUUGUAGUAUGUGAGUAGUCCAUGUGUGCUUCAGAUUAGUGUAGUAUUUCAUCUAGAAGGAGUGUGACGUGACAAACUUUUUCUCUCUUGAAAACUAAAAAAAGUCAAAAGUAAGCCAUCGUAGAAUGGUCAUUUCAAACAGGACCAAAGGUUCAUGCCCUUGUACAGACUACAAAAGAAGAAAAUCCUUAUGUCAAUAUUUUUCUUUUAGUGUACAGUAUAUGCCGUACUGUAUAGGAAUACAUCUCAUGUAGUACUAGCAGGGCGAAAUAUCCACCGUGGAUACUCUCGGCCAUUUUGGACGCCUUCUCCAGGGUUCCUACCCUCUGGUUUCAGAGUUAACUCGCUUAUUUUCCCCAGAGGAAAGAUGACGAGGCAUCCAGUGGUCUUUAUUGAUGUCAGAAGAGCGAAAAAUGAGGACAGACUCAUUGGUCUAAGCAUGUUACAUAGCCUUGAAAUGUGUCCCUCUUCCUCAUGCUUUUUGUCACAGUCCUCAUGGUGCUCGUUAGUAUUUUUUAAAUUAUUUUGCUCUGUCAUUUGUGUGAAACAGUAUACAUGCAACCAUGCGGAAAUGAGUUUAUUCAUGCCAUUUUUUUUACGGUCCACUGAGGAUGAGAUGAUGCGAGACACGAACUAUUUGAUCGACACUGGCUUUCAGGCCAAAUCGCCAGACUUUUCCUAAUGUAGGACAAAACGGGUUCAACGAAUCCUGGCUUUAGGAUUGGACCAGCAUCUGUUUGGAGUGCACUAGCUGGAGGAUGUAUCCCACACUGAAGGAUAUCACCACUCUAAUUUAUUUUUCAAUCAUUCCAGGACAAUGUGUUUUUUGUUGUUUUUGUUCCUCAAGCUUCAAUUGACAAAAUUAUUAGUCCAUAUCAUGUCACCGACAAGACUUUAGGAGGACACACACGUCCGUGUUGCUUUUAUUAGUGUGUGUUUCUGUGUUUGUGGGCGUGUUUGUUUUGUAUCGUGCGUGUCUGUGCGUGUGUGUAUGCCUGCGUGUCACUGUGACCUUGUGUGUGACACGUUUUUGUGCUCACCUCCUCCUUUUCCUCCUCUCCCGUGUCCUUUUCCUGUCUUGCCUCCCUCGCUCCUCGAAUCCCGGCAUCCACAGACUGUGAAAAGCGCGUCUUGGAGCCAACUUUGUGUUGUGUCUUUACAAGGAGCUAUUUUCUGUGUGUGUGUGUGUGUGUGUGUGUGUGUGUGUGUGUGUGUGUGUGUGUGUGUGUGUGUGUGUGUGUGUGUGUGUGAGUGAGUGAAUGUGUAUGUACUAUACGUGCCUCAUUGCACUAGGUGGGGAAGCACUGUCUUUCAUAGACAUUAGUUUGUAUUGUCUAUGUCGUCUCUGAAAUCAGCUGCCAAUCAUUCAGCCCUUCUCUCCUCUCUCACCCUUUGCCUGAUGUAAGUAACUGUGUUGAUUGUGUACUUCUUUCAGUAGUUUGUGUACUGUAUGUCCGAGGGAAAAUCAGGACGGCGCUGGCAUUGAUCAUUUUAAUUGUUGGGUGUGUUUUGAUUACAUUCAUGAGAAGGAAGACAACAAAAAAUAAAAGGUUUAAGGGAAAAAAAAAAACAGAUCAAGAUAAAUUUAGAUCCCCAUAAAGGCGAGACAUCAGGGAGGAGGUGUUGUGAGAAACGAGCGCUUGAAAUAUCUGCACUACUUGUGUAAACCGAUACAGACUUUUCAAAGCCAUGUCUGUCACCACACUGUAACCUCAGCAAAACAGUACAACACCUCACUGCAGCUACUUGUAUUGUUGCCAUUUCAGUCUCAUCCUCACGUGCACAAACUACACACGUGUGUGUAUUUUGUGCGUGCAGUUUGGGGAUGGGGGGGGGGGGAUCUAGUUUUCCUUUGGAUCAGUGAAGGUAGCAGGAGGUUAUAAUUACAUCUGAAAGUAUUUUGUGUUGUUUGUCAGAUGGGGGGUUAUUGAUCAGCUUGUAUAAGUAGAUAUGGUAUUGAUCCAUCGGUCUAGAGGCCCCAUAAACUCUCCUCCUUUCCCAGCCUCUCUCCUUCUCUCUCUGCUUGUGUCUACCCUAUUUAGCCCUAGUGUUACUGCCUUGUGAUAGACUGCAAAACUCAUACUGGAGCCAGCACAUUCCCUUAUUCUCCUCCUCCCUCUGUCCACCCCCCCACCCCCACCCCAUCUAAACCCCUCCCUUUCUGUUUCUGUCUGUCUGAUUACUCAUUUUCUCCUCCAGCAAUCCUUACCUUUCCUCCUGCAACUCUCCAUCACCUAACCAUUUUUCCUGCUCUACUUUUUCCUCCCCAGUUCCUUCAGCUUUCUCCCCCCAUCUUGCCCUCUUUCUUUCUCUCUGUGUAUGACAACCCCACCCCACCCUUUCCGUCCUCCUCCUUAUUCUCCCCCUCGCUGUCUUCUCUCGUUUGUGCAGUUCCGAAUGGUCAUGGGGAAACAUGUUUGCAUGCUUAUAUUAACAUGAAUGAUGUCAACUUGAUGCAAUGAAAAUUAUAUAAGUGAUGCUUUAAGCAAAAUCUGACAAAGAACUUGAUACUAAUACUACUAAUGACGACUAAAAGGAGAUCUAGCAGAUGUUUAUCUCUGUGGUCAAAAACAACACUGAAGAAAAAGGAUUGUUUAUGCUGUAUUUAUCUUUCUCGAAUUGGUAUUCCUUUUGAUUUUCAUUUGUUCUUUUUAUAUAUAAUUUAUUCAAGAGGUUUACUUUUUUAUUGGUUAAUGCUGAGUAUUUUGAUUGAGAGGUUAAGCCAGGGCGAUCGUUUCAGUCGAGAUAGCUGUACCAGGUCGCAGGAUGUCUGUGAAUGUGUAAGUAACAGUGUGGCUGAAGUAAUGAUCAUGGAAAUAAAGGAUAUGUAUCAUCCA